AUGCCAUUGAUAGCUACCAACCCUAAGCCACGGGUUAUCCUCGGCCUUAUGACCUUUGGCCCUGAUCCGGACACAGGUGCACGCAUCACCUCACUUGAUGAGUAUAAGACUUUUCUGGACCGCUUCCAGGCCGCCGGAUACACCGAGAUCGACACAGCUCGCUCUUAUGUUGGUGGUAAGCAAGAGGCUUUCACGGCCGCCGCGGGUUGGAAAGAGAGGGGCUUCACCGUAGCCACGAAAGUUUAUCCUGACAAGCCGGGAAAGCAUGCUCCCGACGUUCUUAUGGAGAAUUUCAACACCUCUCUCAAGGAACUCGGCACAGACUGUGUGGACAUUUUCUAUCUCCAUGCGGCCGAUCGCUCGGUACCAUUUGCGGAAACGCUCGAAGCCGUGAAUAAACUGCACAAAGAGGGGAAGUUUGUCAGACUGGGCCUUUCGAACUUCACAGCAUUUGAAGUGGCAGAGGUGGUCCUUACUUGCAGAUACAAUAAUUGGAUACGGCCCACUAUCUACCAAGGGAUGUACAAUGCUAUCACUCGCUCACUUGAGCACGAGCGCUACAUAUUCGCUGACGCCCUGUAUCCUGCAGUAAUUCCGGCUUGCAAGCGCUAUGGCCUCGAUGUUGUCGUCUAUAAUCCUAUUGCAGGUGGUUUGUUUUCUGGCAAGUACAAGAGCAAGGAUGUGCCGAAAGAGGGCCGCUACAGUGAUGCUGUGGGGCGCAUGGGCGAAUUGUACCGGAAGCGAUACUUCAAGGACUCGACCUUUGACGCUCUCACUAUUAUUGAGCCAGUUGUUCAGAAGCAUGGAUUAACUAUGGUGGAGACAGCGCUUCGAUGGCUUGUCAAUCACUCGGCUCUGAAUAUCAAGGACGGCAAUGAUGGGAUUAUCAUUGGAGUCAGUAGUCUGGAUCAACUGGCCGAGAAUUUGGAAGACUGUGAGAAGGGCCCAUUACCGCAAGAGUUACUUGACGCAUUGGACAAGGCAUGGAAGACCAGUCAACCAGAUACGCCGAACUAUUGGCAUCUGGACCUGAAAUACACCUACGACCCUAGGAAGGCGCUCUUUGGCAAGUAG
Molecule: messenger RNA, 1074 nt
Organism: Drepanopeziza brunnea f. sp. 'multigermtubi' MB_m1
Lineage: Eukaryota; Fungi; Ascomycota; Leotiomycetes; Helotiales; Drepanopezizaceae
Molecular function (GO): oxidoreductase activity
Source: RefSeq, a predicted model, not a curated record